AUGGGUUACUCAACCAUUGUGGCACCAACCCUGAGACCAAAUCUGAGAAAUGCAGAGAUUUCACUCAUCCAACUCAAACUUUCUCUUAUUUUUGGUGCAACAAGGUCUCAGGCGGAGGCAUAUAUGGCACUUAAUGAUAUAGAUGCUUCAGUUGAAAGUUUCAAGAAAGCAUUAGUAUUGGAACCAAAUGAUGGUGGCAUAAAGAAAGAGCUCGCUGCAGCAAAGAAGAAGGCUAGUGACUUUUCUUUAUAUGAUUCUUUGAUUGCACAUGUAGACUUUUUUUCCAAACUCUCUGUGUAUGUGAUUAAUAGUUACAAUCAUCUGCAGAUUGCUGAUAGACGUGAUCAGGAGAAAAAGGCUUACUCAAGAAUGUUCCAGUAA
This is a messenger RNA of Ilex paraguariensis (yerba mate), 381 nucleotides long. NCBI's taxonomy places the organism in Eukaryota, Viridiplantae, Streptophyta, Magnoliopsida, Aquifoliales, Aquifoliaceae. The record is from the annotation of a GenBank genome assembly.